AUGGUAUCCCACACCCAAACCAAAGGGGAUGUAGACAUACCUAACCAGAAAUCCCCUUCGACCGACCCAUCUGAAGCUCCCGUCUCAAAGGCACAGGAGCCUAAAACAUCCCCUUCCGCCCCUACAUCUAUACCUACAGCUGUCCCUAUGGGCAUAGACAGUAGCGAUAGCAAUGCCAACAAUGCUGACCCCGCCCCGCCCGCCUCCAUCUCCACCUCCAUCUCCACCCAUCCCGCGCCGAUGGUAUAUGCGCCAGGUUCACUCUCGCAAUCCACAACGCAGACGGCACCUAUCCCUCCAAUAGCGCCCCAGCAGCAGCUCCCAUCACAAACACCGAAACCACACCUCUAUCCGGAGCCGGGGCAGGAGCGGGAAGCGGAGCGGGACCAGGGGUAG
Messenger RNA from Blastomyces dermatitidis ER-3, 396 nucleotides. RefSeq lists its product as uncharacterized. Lineage: Eukaryota; Fungi; Ascomycota; Eurotiomycetes; Onygenales; Ajellomycetaceae. The transcript has 2 exons. The record is from RefSeq and is a predicted model, not a curated record. Bases 1 to 396 code for a protein of 131 amino acids.